AUGAAUAACAAAGAAAAUUUACCAACAACACCUACAAGUAAGGGAGAUAAUUUCCCUCUUAAUGCAGGAACACCUACAUCUAUUCACAAACUGCCAUUGAAACUAAUUUCCCCAAAUAAGCUGAAGGGUAAACUAACCUUUUUGGAAAGCGAUAACUUGGAUGAACAUUUUAACUUACUCCACACAACACACGAAGAGAUACAACAACAGUUGUAUAACAUAGAGUUGAAUUCCAAACAAACCAAUGUUGAUUUAGAGCAAUUGUUUGAUAGACUGAAGAAUAACAAUGAACAUUUGAAUAAACUUUUAUCAAGUGUGGUGACCUAUUCUCAGGAGGUAAUGACAGAAGGUAAUGCCACUAAGGCAGAUAUGAAUAAGAUCAUUCAACGAUUAGAUAGAUUGAGUGAGCAAGAUAAGGCAGUUAAUGUUGAAAGUGUCAAAAUGAGUGUUGAUAGUAGUACAAUGGAAGAAAUCCGUAAGACUAUACAAGAAACUACAAAGGCAAACACCCCUGAUCUUGACUCCAUGAAAGUUGAGAUUGCAAAGUUGAAAGAAAUUCUUAGUACAGAUAAUGAGUUGAUGAGUUCACAAUUAGCAAAACAGGAAACCAAACAAGAUGAAUUGAAACAAUUAUUUGAAAAACAAUUGCAAAAGUCUGAAGAAGUUGCCCAAAUAUUAGAAGGGACUGCUGGAAUGGACCCAAUUAAAUCACAAAUUCAUAAACUUGAAAACUUGGCAGCGUCAUUAGAUCAAAAGUUACCUCCAACAGAUAUAGUACAUCAAAUCACCGCCCCGAUCAUUUCAGAAUUACAAGCUGUUUCAUUGGAUGACAAAACUACUAAAUUAUUAGAGAGCAUAUUGGAAAGCACGAGGCAGGCAAAAGAAGUAUCAACUCACAAGGACUCGACCCUUGAAGCUAUUCUUCAAAAACUUGACAAUCUAGAGAAGUCACAGAUUCGCGUUGAGGAUCGGGAUCUUGAAAACAAGUACAAGGCAUUGGAAGAAAAGUACGCGUUACUUUGUAAGAGUUAUAACCAAAAGUUUGAAGACUUUAAGGAAUUAUUGGGCAAGUAUAAAGAACUCCAAGAAGAAAUUGAAAGUACACAGAUUCCUACAACUAACCGAGAAUCAAAGAUGGAGAAUUUAAAGAAUUUCCACAAAAUCAAGCUAGACGAAAUUGAGAAAAAUGACUUUGUUAGUGUUAGAAAAAGAAUAGCAAGCACACCUUUAGUGAAGUUGCGGAACAAUAAUUUGAGUAAUAACUCUGACGAGGAAUCAUAA
Molecule: messenger RNA, 1281 nt
Organism: Candida tropicalis MYA-3404
Lineage: Eukaryota; Fungi; Ascomycota; Pichiomycetes; Serinales; Debaryomycetaceae
Exons: 1
Coding region: 1-1281 (426 amino acids)
Source: RefSeq, a predicted model, not a curated record